AUGUGCGCCUCUGAGAUGGGGACGCUGUGGCACCAUUGGUCCCCUGUGCUUAUCAGCCUGGCCGCCCUAUUUUCCAAAGUGUCGGAGAGUCGCGGGAUCCUCGACAGCAUCCAGAGGUUCUCCCUGCUGCCCACCUACCUGCCCGUGACCUACCACAUCAACAACGCGGACGUGUCCUUCUUCCUGAAGGAAGCCAACCAGGACAUCAUGAGGAACUCCAGCCUGCAGUCGCGCGUGGAGUCCUUCCUGAUCUACAAAGCCAAGCGGCUGCCGGUCCUGAACGCCAGCUACGGGCCGUUCUCCAUCGAGCAGGUGGUGCCGCAGGACCUGAUGCUGCCUUCCAACCCCUUCGGGCUGACCAGCAAGUUCUCUCUGAACUGGAAGCUGAAAGCCCACGUCCUGCGGGAGAAGAUCUACCUGAGCCGGCCCAAGGUGCAGGUGCUGUUCUCCAUCGUGGGCAGAGACUGGGGCGACCGCGGCGCCGGGGAGAGGCUGCCGUGUCUCAGGGUCUUCGCUUUCCGGGAGACCAGAGAGGUGAGGGGCGGCUGCCGGCUGCGGGGGGAGCUGGGGCUGUGCGUGGCCGAGCUGGAGCUGCCGCCCGCCUGGUUCAGCGCCCCCACCGUGGUUGCGGGGAGGAAGAAGUUCGCGGACCCGCCGGAGGGGAGCCCCGUGGAGCUGUACUACACCGUGCAGCCGGGUGACGACAGAGGGGACUGUGCCAGGGAAGACGCGAGGAGAGGCGGGGGCAUCCGGGCGGGCCACAACGACAUCGACGAGUCCGGCCCGCCCCUGCACCGGAUCGGGAGUGUCUAUCUGUACCCGACCCGCAGCCAACCUCCCCUGCGGGAGCUGCGACUGGACGGCAACGUGGCCAUUCAUUACGCACCAAAGACCGUGAGACGAGGGGACGUGCUGACUUUUCCCGUUUCCAUCUCCAAAAACUCCACGGAAGAUCGCUUCACGUUGAGGGCCAAGGUGAAGAAGGGCGUGAGCAUCGUGGGCGUGCGAGCCAGCAGCCCUGCCGUCUGGGACGUCAGGGAGAGCGCUGACCACGCGGGCAAGUACGCGCCAGCUGUCAUCGUUUGUCAGAAGAAAUCGGCUGGCUCAGAACACAGUGCCGGCGGCGCCUCCCACGAAGUCAUGCAGAUCGACCUACAAGUGGAAGAGCCCGGUGACCUGCCGGCCACUCAGCUGGUCACGUGGCAGGUGGAGUACCCCGGAGAGAUCACGUCCGACUUGGGGGUGUCCAAGAUCUACGUGAGCCACAAGGACCUGAUUGGGAUCGUCCCGCUGGCCAUGGAGGCUGAGAUCCUGAACACCGCCAUCCUCACGGGGAAGACGGUGGCGGUUCCGGUGAGGGUGGUCUCCGUGGAGGAGGACGGCGCGGUGACCGACCUGCUGGAGUCCGUGGAGUGCAGAUCGUCGGAUGAGGACGUGAUUAAGGUUUCUGACCGCUGCGACUACGUCUUUGUCAACGGGAAGGAAAUGAAAGGCAAGGUGAACGUGGCGGUCAACUUCACCUACCAGCACCUGAGCGGCGCCCUGGAGAUGACGGUGUGGGUGCCGCGGCUCCCGCUGCAGAUCGAGGUCUCGGACACGGAGCUCAAUCAGAUCAAGGGCUGGCGGGUGCCCAUCGUGUCCAACAAAAGGCCGGCGGGCGACAGUGAGGAAGAGGAGGAUGAGGAGAGGAGGGGCCGCGGCUGCACGCUGCAGUACCAGCACGCCAUGGUGCGGGUCUUGACGCAGUUUGUGGCGGAGGCGGCCGACGCGGGGGCCCACCUGGCCCACCUGCUGGGCUCCGACUGGCAAGUGGAUAUCACAGAGCUGACCAGCGACUUCAUGCAGGUGGAGGAGCCCAGGAUCGCCACGCUGCAAGGGGGGCAGGUCCUGAUCGGGCAGGAGCUUGGGAUGACCACCAUCCAGAUCCUGUCUCCUCUGUCGGACGCCAUCCUGGCCGAAAAGACCAUAACUGUGCUGGAUGAGAAGGUGACCAUCACAGACCUUGGGGUCCAGCUGGUGACAGGGCUGUCACUCUCCUUGCAGCUCAGCCCGGGGAGCAACAGAGCCAUCUUUGCCACUGCAGUGGCUCAGGAGCUUUUGCAGAGGCCCAAGCAGGAAGCCGCCAUCAGCUGCUGGGUCCAGUUCAGUGACGGCUCGGUCACGCCCUUGGAUAUUUACGACGGGAAAGACUUCGCCCUGAUGGCCACGUCCUUGGACGAGAAGGUGGUCUCCAUCCACCAAGACCCCAAAUUCAAGUGGCCGAUAAUCGCCGCCGAGACGGAAGGCCAGGGCGCCCUGGUGAAGGUCGAGGUGGUUAUCAGCGAGUCCUGCCAGAAGUCCAAGCGCAAGAGCGUGUUGGCUGUGGGGACGGCAAACAUCAAAGUGAAAUUCGGGCAAAACGAUGCCAACCCCAACGCCAGCGACAGCAGACGCACGGGGACGGGUGUUCACCUGGAAAAUGACAUCACUGAGCGGAGGCCCAAAAAGACCUUGCAGGAAUGGGAGAGUCGGGAAGGAAGAAGGUUCUACGGCAGUUCUUCCGUGGGACUCAUGGAAGGGAGGGGCACCGCCACCGAGAGGUCAACCUUGCGGAAGAGUGACCGGGGAGGCCUCGUGGACGGUGACGGCCACCUGCAGACCCUCCCCGUCGACCUCACCAGCUUCCCAGCCCAGGGGGACCCGCCCAGGGGCAGCGGGGAGGCGGGCGAGAACGACCUCAUGCAGGCGUCCAAAGGGCUGAGCGACCUGGAGAUCGGCAUGUACGCCCUGCUGGGGGUCUUCUGCCUGGCCAUCCUGGUCUUCUUAAUCAACUGCGUGACCUUCGCACUGAAGUACAGGCGCAAACAGGUCCCCUUCGAAGAGCAAGAGGGUCUGAGUCACUCGCAUGACUGGGUUGGCUUGAGCAACCGGCCGGAGCUGCUGCUGGAGAACCACAUCAACUUUGCCUCCUCCCAAGAGCAGAUCACCGCCAUCGACAGGGGCCUGGACUUCGAGGAGAGCAAAUUCCUCCUCUGCACGAACUCCCAGAAAGGCAUCAACGGGCAGCUGUUCAAACCUUUAGGAGCCACAGUCGCAGACGGGAGAGAUCCGAAAGGUGAGCCCCCCACAUCCCCUACCUCGAAGAGGAAAAGGGUGAAGUUCACCACCUUCACCACCAUCCCCUCGGAGGACACGGGCCCCUCCAGGGACUCCGUGGUGACGGGCAGCGAGGAUGACAUUAAGUGGGUCUGCCAGGACCUGGAGCCUGGGGACUGCACGGAGCUACACAACUACAUGGAGAGGCUACAUGAAAACGUGUAA
Lemur catta (Ring-tailed lemur) is the source of this 3300-nucleotide messenger RNA. It is a transcript of the gene TMEM132D, whose product is annotated as transmembrane protein 132D. The record is from RefSeq and is a predicted model, not a curated record. NCBI's taxonomy places the organism in Eukaryota, Metazoa, Chordata, Mammalia, Primates, Lemuridae. The transcript has 9 exons. Bases 1 to 3300 code for a protein of 1099 amino acids.